Molecule: messenger RNA, 3412 nt
Organism: Tachysurus vachellii
Lineage: Eukaryota; Metazoa; Chordata; Actinopteri; Siluriformes; Bagridae
Product: zinc transporter ZIP3-like
Exons: 3
Coding region: 188-1135 (315 amino acids)
Biological process (GO): zinc ion transmembrane transport
Cellular component (GO): plasma membrane
Molecular function (GO): zinc ion transmembrane transporter activity
Source: RefSeq, a predicted model, not a curated record
AGGGAGCUAUUUGACAUUCAGCCACACCAGCGAAUAGAAACCGGACAGGUUCUUGUACAAACGGAAGUAAGCAGGAAAAUGCAGAUCAAUCAGGGAUAGUGUUCGAGUCUGAUGGAGAUAAAGGAGGCUGUUUUUGGUUAAGCCAUGCUGCAGUUUUCCUGAUAAACCUACUAUUAGAAUCAGAAACAUGGAGAUGGUUGUAGCUAAAAUCCUGUGCCUUUUGGGCAUGUUUGUCCUGAUGCUGGGGGGAAUUCUCAUCCCUGUGAGAGUGAUGCAGUCGGACCUGGACAAGGCUGUGCGCUACAGGAGGGCAGUUUCCUUCAGCAACUCUUUUGGAGGUGGUGUGUUUCUGGCCACCUGCUUUAAUGCCCUUCUGCCUGCUGUCAGAGACAAGAUGGAUCAGAUUCUAAAACUGAUGAAUAUCAGCACCGACUACCCCCUGGCCGAGACCGUGAUGAUGCUCGGCUUUUUCCUUACCGUGUUCGUCGAGCAGGCUGUGCUGACUUUCAGGAAGGAGAAGCCGUCCUUCAUCGACCUUGAGACGUUUAACGCCGGCGGCUCGGAGGCAGGCAGCGACUCGGAGUAUGACACGCCGUUCAUUGCUCCAGCACGGAGCUCGCAUCGUCACUCUCAUCACCACUCUCAUCACCACAGCCAUUUCAACCCAGCAGAACUAACACGAGCAGGACCGCUGCGGCUUGCAAGCCUCGUCCUCGCCCUCUCUGCUCACUCGGUCUUCGAAGGCCUUGCCCUUGGGCUUCAGGAAGAUGGAGCUAAAUUAGGAAGCCUUUUUCUCGGGGUGGCUAUCCACGAGACCCUCGCAGCCAUAGCUUUAGGGGUUAGUGUGACUAAAGCAGGACUACAGCUUCAGGAUGCCAGCAAGCUAGCCAUUACAGUCAGCCUCAUGAUCCCCAUAGGCAUUGGUCUAGGAAUGGGUAUCGAGAGCGCCCAGAACCUGGCAGGAAGUAUUAUUUCUGUGGUGCUCCAAGGCCUGGCAGCAGGCACAUUUCUUUUUAUUACUUUCUUUGAAAUUCUUUCCCGAGAGCUGGAGGACAAACACGACCGGUUGCUGAAAGUGCUUUUCCUCGUCUUAGGGUAUGGUGUACUGGCAGGUCUAGUCUUUAUCAAGUGGUGAUAGAUCUCAGCGAAUAAUCCUAGUGAAUGAUCAGUAACUCGACUGACUACCAUAACCACAGGGCCAGAUUUUCCUGACUUUGUCUCUGACUUGUUUCUAUGCCCAUGAAGUCGUAUACUGGCUAUACAGAUCCAGUUGCAUAUUAGAUGCAGAAAAGCAUUUUCAUUACAGUGAAAUGAUUUAUUACUGUCAGCAUUGUUGGACCGGUGCUACUGCAGAUCAUAAACGUUUAGAUCUUACUGAUUUAUUCGAUGCUGGACGACUUUGUGAUAAAUAUUCGACACAUACUUCUUGUUUUUGUACUUGAUUUAAAAUGUAGCUUUGGAGAGACUUAUUCUCUGUGCAUCCUGGGUGUUGAGCUCUACAUAUAACCUUACAGGCUACAGCAGGGAUCUUAAAGGUUUUGCAGCCAGGGACGUGUUUAACUUAAAUCUGUCUUGACAGGACCAAUGACGUUUCUGAAUAGAUCCACUGUUCGAGUAUUAGGCUAUUUGUUUAAAAUUGGUGAAACAUUUGACUUCAUAUUUAAAAUUCUGGAAUAAAUUUGUAGCAUUUAUUCGAACCAUAAAGGAUUUUAUUCCUUACAGUUCAUUAAACAAAUCACGUUAGGUCUAAGUUGAUAUGUUGUAUAUAUCUGCUUGAUUAUACUCAUUCAAACAGUCAUCUGUCGUAUUUGACUAUACGAUAACAUGAGUAAUAUAUACCGUAAGAAACAAAUAAUACAUUUAACAACUGUGAUAAUGAAUUUUUGGAUUUGCGCCAUUGACAUUCACCCUUAAAGACUAGACACAAUGCUAUAGAAAAAAAACCCCACACUGCUGCACAAGUUACCUGCUAUUUUUAUAUUUGAUUUGUUUGUACAUCUUUGUGGUUGUGGUCUUAUAUUUAUAAAUGAAACUGUUUCGGUUUGAGGUCGUGUCCAUCGACCUGCAGAUUAUUUGUGUAUUUAAGUUAAUAUUAGAAGUGAUUUUAUUUCUGCUCCUGUUUUCAUUUCACUUGAUAAAUGCAAUAUUUUCUUGUACCUUCACAAAAAACGGUUUAUUAGAUGAUGAGCCUUUCUAAAGGGAAAUGUUCUGUUGUAUUUUUUUUUACUGAAUUAUUUAAGGGUUUUAAAUCAAACCUCUCUAAAAAUAUUAUUUCAUAUAAGGCUUGUAAAUGUGAAUGGCUGUAACAAAACUAUUGAACAUUUCUGUUUAUUUCAACUGAACUGUCAGGAACAACUUAAAAUACUCUACUGACUCUGCUGUCUCCUCUAGGACCAAUCCAAUGAUGAUUCCAUAAUAAUAUAACAAUAACCAAUGUAAAGUUACAAAUGAGGAUUCGGGUCUAGAAAAGAUAAAUUAAAUCUUAAAGUUGAAGCAUUUAAAAAAACCAUCAUGGCCCUUUCAUGAAAUAUAAUACACUAGCUAAGAGCUUCUCAGUCGCUUUCAUUUUUAAUGUUUUUAUGCAUCCCAGAAUCAGGUUUGACAAGUGUGUUGACAUAUACACACACACACAAGGAAUUUGGUUCCAUCUCAUCAGUGUUGUUACCUCUGAGAGCUGAGAGUCCCACUAAGCUAACCUAGAGUCCUGUAUGUUGUUCACUGAAAUCAUUCAAACUGCUUUUUCUGUAAUCAAAUAAUUUUGGGCCUGAAAACAGUUUUGUGUACAGCUCGAUAGGUGGUGCAGUUGUAGCAGUUCUGCUGCUGCCUCUAGUGGCUUCACUUCUGUACUACAUUUUAGGCAGGUAUAUACUGUAACAGGUCAUUUGUUGGCCAUUUUGCCAUUUGUCCAAACUUUUGAUUGUACAUUGUUCCUGAUAGUCUGCAGGUGGUCCAGGGUCAGGCUCCGGUUCAUUUCCUGGGCAGGGAGCCACUGAAGAGUUAAAUCUCAGUGCUGGAUAAAAAUGGGAAGGUUACGUCAGGAAGGACAUCCGGUGUAAAACCUGUGCCAACUCUAAUAUGCGGACCAUGCGAUCUGCUGUUUCCGACCCAGAACAGGGAGCAGCCAAAAGAAGGAAAAUAAAAAAGGACGUUUCAGCAGCAUAACAAACGAAGUGUUAUUAACAUUAUGAACUCUCAAAAAGCCCGAAGUUGCUUCAUGUAGCUAAAGCACAUGGCUGGAAUGCUGGUGGUAGGUUUGUCACUGGAAAUUAAAUGUAUGUACGUAAGUCUAUUUCUAAGAUGUCUACUUUACAAGACACUUGAUCAUAAUUCAACUAUUUUCUACACUUCAUCUAAUGAUCUGUUUGAAUUCCUGUAUGUUUUUGUUGUCGUAAUAAAACAUAUUUGAUGAUGA